This is a messenger RNA of Aureobasidium subglaciale EXF-2481, 759 nucleotides long. RefSeq lists its product as uncharacterized. Bases 1 to 759 code for a protein of 252 amino acids. The transcript has a single exon. NCBI's taxonomy places the organism in Eukaryota, Fungi, Ascomycota, Dothideomycetes, Dothideales, Saccotheciaceae. The record is from RefSeq and is a predicted model, not a curated record.
AUGAGUCAAAUCAUCGCUUUUCUAGGCGCGACCGGUGGAUGCGCUCGUGCUUGUCUGAUUGCCGCGCUCAAAGAUGGCCACACCUGUCGCGCUCUCGCACGCACACCUUCGAAGCUCACUGCCGCUUUGAAGUCUCAAGGUGUCCCAGACACAACUCUUGCUGGCUUGGAAAUCAUCGAAGGUAAUGCCAAAGACAUCAGCUCCGUCAAGUCGUUGCUCCAAACACCCGCCGGUGGUAUCGUCGACACAAUAGUCUUUGGCGUCGGAGCUGCUCCCAAGCUACGACUACACAUCAUGCCCAUCACCCUUGACGACUCGAACGUUUGUGGUACAGCAAUGGCAACACUGCUCGCCGCAAUCGGCGAACUCAGAGCGACCACAAAGCCGAAGCUUCUCGUCAUUUCAACCACCGGCAUUACUCGUGGCCCUAGAGAUGUUCCUCUUCUCUACGUUCCUCUUUAUCACUGGUUCUUACAUAUUCCUCACAUUGAUAAGCGAACCAUGGAGGGCCUUGUUUGGGAACAGAAGGAAAAGUCUGAUGCUGAGAGGUUGAUUGGACCUUUCGUGAUUGCUCGGCCGACACUGCUGAUGGAUGGAAAGGGUGUUGGGGCCGAGUCAAUCAGAGCUGGUGUCGAGAGUAAGCCUGCUUUGGGAUGGACAGUCGAUCGUAUAGAUGUGGGAAACUGGCUUUUCGAGAAGGGUGUCAAGCCACUGGACUUGGGAGAAUUUAGGGAUGAAGCCAUCAGUCUGACUGCUUAA